Molecule: messenger RNA, 1386 nt
Organism: Tupaia belangeri chinensis (Chinese tree shrew)
Lineage: Eukaryota; Metazoa; Chordata; Mammalia; Scandentia; Tupaiidae
Gene: PPP1R42
Product: protein phosphatase 1 regulatory subunit 42
Exons: 8
Coding region: 465-1289 (274 amino acids)
Molecular function (GO): protein binding
Source: RefSeq, a predicted model, not a curated record
UGGUUGCCCGGCAACCGGCCACCGCGGCUGGGGAGCCUGGCGUUGGCGAAGCUUGACCAGCGCAGACUCGCUCCGCGACGGGUCGGGUCACAGGCGGUGAGCUGUUCUCCCGGGAGGAUGCGUGCGGACUGAAGAAACCCAAGAGCCAGGCUUCUCAAACUUGCCUGCCAGUACAGUAUGGAGAUAGUCUGGAAUAUUGUUUUAACUACUAAUGGAAGAUAAAGGAGAAAUGUACUUAGAAAAUAAGGAUGUUCAUAAAACAAAAGGCCCAGUGACAUCUCAGUAGCAUCUUGGACCACGUCAAGUGCCUUGUUUCAGAUGCCUAGCUACAGAGAUAGAGGAGACUCAUAGUUCACAUUCCUAAGAAAGCCAUAAGAUAAAAUUGGAGAUAAAUAAUACCUAAAUCUGCUUCUUGAUAUGGCAUUAAAACAGAGCUACUGCUGAGCGUUUGCCUUAAAAAAGUCAUGGUUCGACUGACGUUGGAUCUAAUUGCUAAACACAGCAAUCUUAAACUUCGAAAAGAAGAAACAAUUUCACAAUACCUAAAGAAAAUAACUCAUGUAAACUUUUCAGACAAAAAUAUAGAUGCAAUUGAAGACCUCUCUCUCUGCAAAAAUCUUAGUGUUUUAUAUUUAUAUGAUAACCGUAUUAGUCAAAUUACUAACCUGAAUUAUGCCACAAAUCUGACCCACCUGUACCUACAAAACAAUUGUAUUUCAUGUAUAGAAAGCCUCAGAUCAUUAAAGAAACUGGAAAAACUGUAUCUUGGAGGCAAUUACAUUGCUGUCAUAGAAGGGUUAGAAGGAUUAGAAGAACUAAGGGAGCUUCAUGUUGAGAGUCAGAGACUUCCCCUCGGAGAAAAGCUUCUGUUUGACCCAAGAACUCUUCAUUCUCUGGCAAAAUCUCUCUCUAUACUGAAUAUCAGCAAUAACAAUAUUGAUGACAUAAGAGACUUAGAAAUACUGGAGAAUCUUAAUCAGCUCAUAGCAGUUGACAACCAACUUCAGCAUGUGAAGGAUUUGGAGUUUUUGCUAAACAAGAUGAUGAAGUUGUGGAAAAUGGAGCUGAAUGGAAAUCCUGUUUGUCUCAAACCAAAAUACAGGGAUAGACUGAUAUUGGUGUCCCAAUCCCUGGAAUUUCUUGAUGGAAAAGAAAUUAAAAAUAUGGAAAGACAAUUCCUAAUGAAUUGGAAAGCAUCCAGAGAUGCAAAAAAAAACAGCAAGAAAAAGAGCAAUAAAAACGAGGAUGCAAGAAACUCAUACAUAAGUAAGCACAAUGUCACUCAUUAGAGCUGACCACCUCUUCUCACAAAGGGAAAAUUCUAACCAUCAUCACCACCACCACCAACAAAAUUGCCAAUAAGUAAGAGGGUUUUUGUGUAGAUUU